AUGAAAAGAAUAAAAGGAAGCGGUCAAGUACACACCAAACAAGCAGAACCACUUACAAUUCAAGAUGAGAAGCUAUUGUGGGAGAAAGGAUUACUUGGGUCAGGAUCACCACACAUAAUACUGGAUACAAUGGUAUUUAUGUGCGGUGUUUAUUUCACUCUAAGAAGCAGACAAGAGCACCGUGAUCUACGAUUCAGCCAGAUAAAACUAAAAGAAAUAGAUGGGAAAAAAUGUCUCGUAUUUACAGAAAAUACCUCCAAAAACAAUGCUGGAGGACUUAAACACCAAAAAGCAACACCAAAAACUGUAACACACUACGAAAAUAAACAUGAUACAAGUAAAUGCUUCAUACAGUAUUAUCAAAUAUACAUCAAACAUUGUCCACCACUAGCAUUAGAGAAAGACUCAGCAUUCUACUUGACACCACUUAAAAAGGCAAAAGGUGACUUGUGGUACUCCUGUGUUCCAGUGGGACAUAAUACGCUACGAACCACAAUGUCUAGUGUCUGCUCUUUAGCUGGCAUUGAUGGCUUUAUAACCAACCAUUCUCUCCGUGUCAUGGCAGCUACAAGACUGUUUCAAGCUUGUGUAGACGAGCAGCUCAUUAUGAAGAGAACGGGUCAUCGCAGUAUAGACGGAGUGAGGACCUACAAAAGUGUCUCAGCAGCAGGAAGAGAAAUUACCAUCGAUACUGAAUUGUGCAGAGGAAGAGCCAGAGACUAA
Amphimedon queenslandica is the source of this 723-nucleotide messenger RNA. RefSeq lists its product as uncharacterized. The transcript has a single exon. Gene Ontology annotation, biological process: DNA integration; DNA recombination. Gene Ontology annotation, molecular function: DNA binding. Bases 1 to 723 code for a protein of 240 amino acids. The record is from RefSeq and is a predicted model, not a curated record. Lineage: Eukaryota; Metazoa; Porifera; Demospongiae; Haplosclerida; Niphatidae.